Leishmania braziliensis MHOM/BR/75/M2904 is the source of this 4878-nucleotide messenger RNA. RefSeq lists its product as hypothetical. The record is from RefSeq and is a predicted model, not a curated record. The transcript has a single exon. Bases 1 to 4878 code for a protein of 1625 amino acids. NCBI's taxonomy places the organism in Eukaryota, Euglenozoa, Kinetoplastea, Trypanosomatida, Trypanosomatidae.
AUGCGAGACUGUGAUUACUCUGCCGCUUCCCCCUCUUUGUCUUCCGCGUCGCCGCGACCAACCACAAUGGAGGUGGUCGUGCAGACACCCUUCAUUGCCGUCGAGGGGCUAGGCGCCGACGUAGCCGCUGCCGCCAGCGACGGUGCGCGGCAAUGUCCGGUACGGCCACAACGUCACUCCGACGGGCCUGAGUCGCCUUGUCUCGCUUACACAGACGCAUGCCUCGCAGCGAGGCUGGCUGACGUGAUUGCCGAGGAGCUCUUACAAGGGCACGCUCUACUGCGGCACGGAGUGGUGGGUGGUCCCAGGACUUACAACGCCUCGGCAAAGAGGACCACGGCGGCGGCCGCCGAGAACAGUGAGGUGCUGACCUUCACAAUGGGGCCGCAGGGCACGGCCAACUCCUCUUUUCUUUUUGGCGGCACGCUGGGGUGGCCAUUGAGGCAGCGAGCGCUGCCAGCGACGGUGCCGUUGUCAUCCCAGCCUUUCAGCGGACUGUUCGCAGGCGUGUUGGACCGUCUCUUCAGGCCGACCAACACGCCUGCUGACACACAAGUUGUAGCAGCCAUGAGUGUGACGGAGGUACGCGACGCGGCCCCGCUCCGCCAUCCCUCUGUGCUACAACGACCGCGAUCGACGGUGGAUCUGCUCUCUGGAGCCGUGCUGCGGACCGAGCUUGACGAGGUGGAGGGACUAGGUGACUCUGUCGAUCACCCGUCCGACAUACCCGCGGCCUGCUAUGUGCGUGUGGAGUCUACCCAUGACGCCAUGGCGGUGCUCUACGCGGCUCUCUCGUGCUCGGUCGGCUGGCGGUACACUGACCCGCUGGCAGGCGAGAUGGGGAACCCGGAGGCGAAUGCGUCGCCCCCAUCGCGAACCUCCUUCGCAUUCUUGCAGCCGGCCUGCGAGCCGCUAGAAGAGAGGAUGUGCCACGUGUGUGUGACCCUCAUCGUGUCCUGUGAGCCUCUCAGGUCGCUGCAGCGCCAGGAAGUGCCGCAAAGCCAGGCGUGGACGACGCCACCUGCGGCGGACAAUUUUAAUGGCGAGGCUGGCCACAGGCGUGGUUCAUUUGGUCCUGUAGCACUGCCUUCGGCGGCGUCAGCAGUACUAGCGCCAGUUGGAAUCUGGAAGCUGUGGGACGUGGCCGGUCCCAGCGUGUCCUGCGGCUACCGUCCACUCACGGCCUCCUCUCCAAAGAGUGAGGUAGACAAGUCUACCGUGAACCACUCAACGACAGUCCCGGUAGCAGGAAGGCCUGCCCCCUCCGCCCAGCUGCCUACGCCGCUACUGCCGUGGAGCAGUCGAUAUAGCCUCGCUGCCCUCACGCACACCUGUCUCGCCGAGGUGGGCUCUACCCUGAGCUCCUCGGCUUUGUCUUUGUCUACAGGGACUGUUGACGCCUUGAUUCCUGCCCUGCGCCAUGACACCAGCGCUGCCCUUCAGAUCGUGUCGAGUGCAGUAUCAUCGUGUUCCCUGGUCGUGCCAAUCUGCUCCGUGGUAGCGGAGGCAGCGGUAGAUGACGUCAACAGCGAGGUGCUAGUUGCUGCGGCUGGUUGGGCCGCGCUCGGACGCAAGCAUCAGCGCGAAAAGCAGCGCCAAUGUCACCAGGGGCGGCACCGCGUGCGCGGCCUUGAUAACGCGGAUGCAGCGAGGCGAGUGCUUCAAGGGUACACUGUGCUGUUGAGGGAUUUUGUGGCCGAACGCUAUGGCGCUGCCGAUGACGGCGGCCCUGCUUCGUCGUCUUUUGCUAAAGUGCAAUCACCGUUGGCGUCGUUGAUAGCUUCGCAGGUGUCGAUGAAGAACGAUCAGAAAGGGGGCAGUGCGAGGCAGGGGGCUGCACGCGCUUCAGGAGUUCCUCUGAGGCAAGCGUCGCCGCCCACCAGCCCAACAAUUGACAGCUCUCCUGCACCAGAGGCCAGCGAACACGACGUCGCACUGCGCGCCGGUGCCGCUCCGGCGAGACGUGUCGCUACGAACACUGUGGCUGUCGGCGGCAAUACAGCGGCGACAGUGCCGCUCAGCAUCAAUGUCACCGCGGACGCGGAAGUGCUUACCAGCUUUAGCCUUCGAUCAGGAAUGGAAGCAGGGGUGCGAUCUACGACGCCUGUGGAUGUCCCACAAAACGUUCUCAAUCCGGGCCAUGGUGAUGCGCUUGCUGUGGGGGCGGUGGGGAAUACAGGCGGGGCAGCGCUUUCCACAGCCUGCUCUGCGACUUCGCCAGCCAGCGUGGCUGCCACGUGCGCCUCGGCUGCGGCAUACGCCGAGGAGGCUAAGCUACGGCGCUUUCACGCUCUCUUUGAGUCCGAGUCUUUCGACAUGGGAGAUGAAGCGGACGUAACGGCUCCCAUGGAGGGUGUGAGGCAGCAUGGAGAGGCCUCGAGCUGUGGCACCGGAGGCGUUGUGGUACCUCAUGGACAUCACAGAGAACAGACGCCCCUACCGCAGCACACACCACGGGCGAAGAAGUCUGACUCACCACCUUCUGUGUUUCAAACCGGCCGACGUCCAGAUCUCGAGGCACAUACGCGUGCGCCAAGCUCGCUCAAAGGACUGCGAGCGUCGCUGCUAUCAGCACCACUACGCAUCAGCGUCGAGUCUGCGCUACACGAGUCGAUGGCAGACGUCGACACCACCGCCUCCUCUCUGUGCCCUCCCCAAGAACUCCUCUACGACGUAACUAUUGCCCCUCAAGGGGAAAGGCCGUCUGGGGCGGAGAUGGGAGCUGCUGCGACCUGUGACGUUGCGCUUGAUGCCUGUGCUAAACCAACAAACAAGCCAGCACCUCCCUUACCGUCUCCGGACGCAGCCCUAGCUACCUUUCUUGGGCCUUACUGUGACGAGUUUGUUCGGCUGUGCGACCAAAUGUGCGCCGACGUACGCGCAUGGCGCGUGCAUGAAGCCGCAACGCUUGAUCAGCUGUCUGCUUUAGCAGCGCGUCACGCAGACGAUAUAGGCGAGGUGGCUGCACUCCAGCGGCGUCUAGCCGCUCCUUCUAGUGUCGUGCAUGCUGGGCCAGGACCUAAAGGAGCUUCGACGUGGCUCAGUGCACGAGGGGGUGGAGCCGAUGUUGGUGCUUUUCUGUGUGAUGCACUCACUGACGGUUACCCUGACCUUGCCGUGUCUCGCAGUGCUGCCGUUGCGUCUACCAGUACCCUCAUCUUUGAGCAGCUCGUGAAAUCGGAGGAGAAGGUGGCAUGGCUGGAGCGUCAGUUGGUGGAUUGGCGCCGCCGCGCGAAUGAGGCGUUCGUACGCAACACGAGCAACGCCAACGCGGAUGCCGAGCCCCUCACUGGAAACGAAGGGGACCGUGAGUCGACACUGGGACUCUCUUCCUUGCCCCCUGCAGUGGCGACAAAGGACUCCGCGACGGUCGGGGGUGUCUUGUCUGGGUUAGGAGACGACCCGACAGCCCCGCAUGUGCGUAAGGCCAAGGCGAUUCUGCAGCGCCUUCUCCAGCGAUGCACUCGAGCCUAUGCAGCAGCGCAGGAGCAAGGAGAUCGUUGGCACAGACAGUUAGUGCAGGAGCAGGCGACCAAAGCCGUGCUACAGGACCGUGUGAUGGAACUGGAGGCCGAGCUGGCUGGGCUGCGCCACCAGCGCAGCGGUACGGCCGCUUCGCCGCAUUUUCACCGCUCCUCUGCACCGUCGAGCAAUCCGGUCUCGAGUGGUGUGUACACGAAUGCGGCAUCUUUUCCACCCACCGACUCGCCACCUGGCCGCUUCACUGCAUCGCCUCCUCCCGUCGCUGUGUCAGAUACCCGCUCUCCCAAUUGUACGCUGAAUGCCGCGCCGGUGAGCCCCAUUGCCAGCGACACCGCCUCUUCGUUUCCAUCGUCAUCGGUAUCCCGCGGCUUACAACGCCGGUGUGACAGUGUAGCCGGCUCCGCAACACUGUGGGAUUGCCUAAGCGCAGAGCGACUAGCGGCGCGUGGAGCAAAGAGUGCGGGUGACUGCACAGGCGCCGGCUACGGUGGCGUUGUCUCGCCUCAGCUGGCGGUACUUCUGUCCCGCGCCGUGCUGGGCAGGGACACUAUUGACCCAUCUGCCACAGUUGAUCGCCACAUCGGUACUGCGGCCGCACCAUCACACUCGGCGGUGGCGCCAGCGCCUUUGUUCGACAUUCAUGUUGGGGCGUUGAGUACCGUCUCGAGCGGAGGCGCUGAUUCCCCCUCCCGCCGUGCUGCGCCAGGCCCUUCCUCUUCGAUGCCUCUCUCCUUUGCAGGUGGCGCUGCGAAGGCGACGGCGCGUGUCAGAAGUCCAGCCAGCAACGUAGAGAGCCGCGAAAUCCGGCAACGUCAACCGCCACCAUCGCGAUGGCAGGAUGCGUGUCGUGUAAAGCUGGCAGCAACGCCGCCUUCGAGAACGCGAGGCAGUGUACACAGAAUCCUUGAAGGCACGCGUGAUGCUGGAGCACUGCAUCAUCACGUCAGCGCGGGAACGGAGAAAAUCGGCGGCGGAGCACUGUUGUGUGCUGCGUCGCACCCGCCGCUAUUGCAGUGUCAUGUUGUCAGCGAUGACGAGCUUGAGGUAUACCCCAGCGCAGCGCUGGGGGCUCUGGAGCAGGCCGCCACGCAGCUUGAGGCGGAGGCUGUGCGCCUGUACAGCGCUGCUCACAACACAUCUGAUACCGCGCCAGGUAGCCAAUUCCACGUAACAGCAACUGAGUGUAGACAACUUGGUGGAGGAGAUGAGGUCACUGUUCGCAAAGGCGACGACACCAGAGCAGUGCACCCCUACUCGCUCUCUCCUCUCUACCAGUCGAUGGAGCAACUGCGAUCUGCUACGCAGGCCGUGCAGCGCGAGGUUCGGGACGCUGCCGAACGUGAGAGGGCGUACCUCUCUACGAUACUCUUCUCUACCGACGCUGGUGCGGAGUGA